AUGGCGGUCGGCAAGAACAAGCGCCUGUCAAAGGGCAAGAAGGGCGGCAAGAAGAAGAUUGUCGACCCCUUCAGCAAGAAGGACUGGUACGAUAUCCGUGCCCCCAGCACCUUCCAGCAGCGCGCUGUGGGCAAGACCCUGGUGACUCGUACCGCCGGUACCAAGAUCGCGUCUGAUGGUCUGAAGGGCCGCGUGAUCACGGUCAACCUGGCUGACCUGCAGAAGAAUGAUGCGGACGCGUACCGCAACAUCAAGCUGCGCGUGGAGGACGUGCAGGGUCGCCACUGCCUGACCAACUUCCACGGCAUGGACCUGACCACCGACAAGCUGCGGUCGCUGGUGCGCAAGUGGCAGACGCUGAUCGAGGCCCACGUGGACGUGAAGACCACCGACGGCUACACGCUGCGCCUCUUCGCCAUCGCCUUCACCAAGAAGCGCGCGGGGCAGGUGAAGAAGACCGCGUACGCGCAGAGCUCCCAGAUCCGCGCCAUCCGGCGCAGGAUGGUGGACAUCAUGACCCGCGAGGCCACCUCCGUGGACCUCAAGGAUCUGGUGGCCAAGUUCAUCCCCGAGGCCAUCGGCAAGGAGAUCGAGAAGGCGUGCCAGGGCAUCUACCCCCUGCAGAACACCUUCGUGCGCAAGGUCAAGGUCCUGCGCAGCCCAAAGUUCGACGUGGGCAAGCUCAUGGAGGUGCACGGCGACCUGCCCACCGAGGUGUCCACCGCCGUGGACCGGCCCGCGGAGGGCGUGGUCGGCGACGCCCCGGAGGAGGCCACCGCCUGA
Messenger RNA from Auxenochlorella protothecoides, 783 nucleotides. Its product is annotated as 40S ribosomal protein S3a. NCBI's taxonomy places the organism in Eukaryota, Viridiplantae, Chlorophyta, Trebouxiophyceae, Chlorellales, Chlorellaceae. Gene Ontology annotation, cellular component: ribosome; cytosol. The coding region runs from base 1 to 783 and encodes 260 amino acids. Gene Ontology annotation, molecular function: structural constituent of ribosome. The transcript is spliced from 4 exons. The record is from RefSeq and is a predicted model, not a curated record. Gene Ontology annotation, biological process: translation.